GUGCAGUGUGAAGUUUACGUUCCCUUCCGGAGCUUAUGUUUUCUUCGUCGGCCUCGGCUUUGUUGGUGGGUUUGUGUGAAUAUAUCGCCACCUGUCGGCUCGGAGUAAAGCGCCGACGCGCUGAUGUAUAAACCGUAAUCCAGGAGUCUAAAAGAAACUCUUGCAUGAUGCCGAAUUUGGCAAAAGAUCUCAUUAUGUAGGUUCGCUUUUAAGUCCAGUUAUACCGUGCUGCUUUUUUGUUGUUGUUUGUUUUGUUGUUGUUGUUUUUCGACCUAACCAACAGAUGGCGCUAAUGAUGGAGCCAAAGACUUCUUUGGCGCCGUAUUCGUCAAGUUCUAGCUGUAGCUCUAUGUAGUCUUUCGGUUGACUGACUGGAGAGAAGGAUGAGCAGUGCUCAGUGUACUGAUGAAGUCUGCACACAGGGUUCUUGCACAGAACCUGCCUUCCAAGAUCUGCUGGAGCACCUCAGACACUUCCAUGAUACUACAGUCCAAGGACUGCAGUUAAAGGUGAAUAAACUGAAGAAGGAGCGAUGCUUUGAUGCGCAAAGACUGGAGGAGUUUUAUAACAAGAAUCAGCAUUUACGUGAGCAACAGAGAACACUGCAGGAAUCCAUCAAAGUCCUGAAGGAAAGAUUACAAUCUGGACCUUGUGAUCGCUGCAGAGAAACAGAAAAACAAAUGAAAAAAACACAAGCCGCGUUUGAAAAUCUCCCGCUCCUCAAUGAACUCCAGUCGGAGAGAAAUAUGCUUAGAGAAGAGAACAGGAAGCUCAGUCUUCAGCUAGAGCAAUUACGUGGACAAAUUUUGCAGCAGGCCUCGUUCACCGAGCCAGAGGAAGGCAUGAUCCCAGACUCGCCAAAGCAGCCAAUGUCCUUUCCCGUAGUCAACAAGAUGAAGCGCAAGAAAGAUCAGAGCCACAUUCGCUAUGCCGAAAAAUUGCAGUCCCAGCCACUACCUGCUCCCCGGAAAAGAGAGCUGGCUACAUCUUUAGGCUGCCAUGCUAUCGAUGUGCUUGUUCCAGAGACAUGUAAUAUGGAUGUAACAUGCAUUGAAAAGUGCAAUACCAAGAUUCAUGGCAGAACUGUGGUUGCAGAAACUUGCCAUAUAGACCUAAAUUCUGAGCAGAUGCGUGAGAGUGAUGUAAACUUUCUCAGUCAACCUAAGCACAAGGUGAAGAAUUUCACUAGUUGUCCGGGGGCCAAAGAGCAGACUAUGGAGAAGAAACAUGACGGGCCAGAGUCUUCACAAAAACUGUCUGGCAAACACAUUGAGCAGGAAGCGUGCAAAAGGAGAAGCUGCGAGACGGAACAGGCCACGCCUGAUGCUUCAUGUACGAGUCCAUGUACUCCAUGCAAGAGUCCUUUGCCGAGCCAGAAAUGUAGUCCAAAUGAUGAGAGCUGGAGCAUGGACCCAGGAGCUGCUCUGUCCCAAUAUGACACAAGUAUCCUUCCUCAUCCAGAGCCCAAAAUACAGGCAGAGACUGUAGACCUGGACUGCACAUAUGUGAGUCAUAGUUUGCUCGUAGCUCACCAAAAGAGGACUGAAUUGAAACGGACAAGCAGCAUCACAGGAAUAGGGCAGAAGGCUAAUGACAGCUUAGCAAAUAUCUUUGACACCACCGGGCAUGAAGAUUAUGAGUCCUGCCCUCCGGAUGAGAUGAGUGCCAUGGAGAAUGAGUAUGUUCUUGAGAAUGAGAAUGAGGAAGAGGAGGAAUGUGAAAAACAGGAGGACGGCACGAAACAAGAUGAACAUUUGGAGGAAGCGGAGGUUAUGGAUGAAGAAGAAAACCCCAUUGGCGGUUCCUCUGAGAGUGCUAAGGACGAGUCCAUUGCUCGUGUGGUAGUUGUACGCAAGAAAGCUGAACGAAGAAAACUUCACGGCCACACAUGCAAAGAAUGCGAGCUUUAUUAUGCAGACCUCCCCGAGGAAGAGAGACGGAAGAAACUGUCGUCCUGCUCGCGGCACCGUUUUCGUUACAUUCCGCCUUCGACCCCAGAGAACUUCUGGGACGUGGGCUUCCCUUCUACACAGACUUGCAUAGAGAGAGGAUACAUCAAAGAGGACAACCAGGCAGAUCCACGUUUGAGGAGGAAGAAACCUUACCUUGCUACAUUCUCACCAAAAGCUAAAGCACUGCAGUGACACUCCACAGGUAGGCCUAAUGCUACAAAAAGAACAUUGUACCUAUGGUCAAGCGUGGUGGAGGAAGUGUGAUGGUGUGGGGAUGCUUUGCUGCUUCAGGGCCCGGGCAACUUGCAAUAAUUGAGGGAAACAUGAAUUCUGUUCUGUACCAGAAAAUCCUAACGGAGAAUGUACGGGCUUCAGUCCAUAAGUUGAAACUCAAGCGCAGCUGGAUUAUGCAGCAAGACAGUGAUCCGAAGCAUGAGAGUAAGUCCUAGUCCUAGAAGUAAGUGAAAGACUGAUCUCUGAUUAUCAGAAGAGUUCGGUUGCAGUUAUUGCUGGUAAAGGCGACACAACCAGAUUUUAUGUUUAAGGGGGUGAUUAGUUUUUGACAUUGUUGAUAGUGUUGGAUGACUUUUUUUGCUUCAAUAAAAUAAAUAAAUAAAAACUGUAUUGUG
Molecule: messenger RNA, 2581 nt
Organism: Ictalurus punctatus (channel catfish)
Lineage: Eukaryota; Metazoa; Chordata; Actinopteri; Siluriformes; Ictaluridae
Gene: rbbp8
Product: retinoblastoma binding protein 8
Exons: 20
Coding region: 384-2144 (586 amino acids)
Biological process (GO): DNA double-strand break processing involved in repair via single-strand annealing; double-strand break repair via homologous recombination
Cellular component (GO): site of double-strand break
Molecular function (GO): single-stranded DNA binding; Y-form DNA binding; flap-structured DNA binding
Source: RefSeq, a predicted model, not a curated record